This is a messenger RNA of Prorocentrum cordatum, 288 nucleotides long. The record is from the annotation of a GenBank genome assembly. NCBI's taxonomy places the organism in Eukaryota, Dinophyceae, Prorocentrales, Prorocentraceae.
AUGGAGGAGGUCCCUGUGCCAGCGGAUGUGCAGGCCGCCGAGCCGCAAUUGCCCCCGCGCAUGCCGGAGCUGGAGGAGGUCCCUGUGACAGCGGAUGUGCAGGCAUGCUGGGAGAGCUGCGGCGGCCUGGAGCUCGACCCCGUGCUCGGCAGUGGAGCGGUCGUCCUGAUGGACGCGGAGUGGAUGGUGAGGCGAGCGCGCACUGGCGGCGUCCUCGAGCCGCGCCAGGCGUUUGCCGCCGACGGCCUUCGUGCACCACAGCGUCGUCAAGGCCGCCACGGUCGGUAA